Onychostruthus taczanowskii (white-rumped snowfinch) is the source of this 1756-nucleotide messenger RNA. It is a transcript of the gene LRRC31, whose product is annotated as leucine rich repeat containing 31. Lineage: Eukaryota; Metazoa; Chordata; Aves; Passeriformes; Passeridae. The record is from RefSeq and is a predicted model, not a curated record. Bases 11 to 1756 code for a protein of 581 amino acids. Gene Ontology annotation, molecular function: protein binding. The transcript is spliced from 10 exons.
AGGUGUACCAAUGGAAAAGACAGAUGACCAGAACUGCCAGGAUAGACAUGAAGAGAACAACCCAAAGAGUUCCCCAUUUGACUUUGUUAUAAAACAGUUCCAAGGAAAGAAGUGUGCUCCUGAAAAAAGGCAAGAGCAGCCUUCAGCCAUCAAACAGUUCUUCAAAGGUUUUGACUUUGGGAAAUCUGAAGGCAAGGACAGAAGGGAAAUUGAAGAAACAGAAAUAAGCAAUGAUGGAGCUGAUGAUCCGAGUGAAGAGGAAGAUCUCUCUGUAGAAGAUGGACUUUCACAUCUCACUUCUGAAGCAGAGUCAUCAUCUGGUGAGCAGAGAUUUAACCAGUUCAUGGAGAAACUGGGAAAGAAACCCAGCAGCAAGAAUCUGGAUCUAAAUAAUUGUGCACUAAGUGCAGCAGAUAUAACAGAGUUGGCUUCUUUACUGCCGUUUCUCCCAGAGCUGGAAGAGAUCAGCCUGUCCUGGAAUGGCUGUGUUGGAGGAACUUUGAAAGCUCUCACUGCCCAUCUUCAUCACGUGAACCUGUUAAAAAUCCUCCGACUUAACAACUGCAGGCUGACAGCUGAGGAUGUCAUCUCCUUAGGAGAGGCAUUUGAAAUUGUUUCUCAGCUUGAAGAACUGGAUUUAUCAUGGAACAGUAACAUAGGUGGAAAACUAUCACUGCUGACAAAAAAACUUCAGGAAGGAUGCAAAUUAAAAUGUCUGAAAAUUACAGACUGUAACCUGACGGCAAAGGAUGGAGAAUCCCUUGCUGAACUUCUAAAUGUGAUCCCAAACCUUGAAAUAUUAGAUAUCUCUAUCAACAAAAACAUUGGAUGCAGCAUGAAGGUUAUUGCUCAGGAUCUGAAAAACGUGCCAGGCUUGAAAGAGUUAAACUUGCACAUGUGUGGAUUAAAGCAAGACAGCCUCCAGGGCUUAGACACUGCUUUGCAGCACCUUGCAGAGCUAAGGAAAUUAGACAUCUCGUGUAACAGAGAGAUUGGUGGUGGCUUUAAAGCAUCAACAGCUCAUUUGGCCAGCUUGAAAAAUCUGGAAGUCCUUGAUCUUCACCAGUGCUGUGUCACAGAAGAGGACAUGACUGUUUUGUCCCAGGUGAUACCUUUACUCUCCAAUCUUCAGGAGCUGGAUUUAUCCUCAAAUAAAAAUGUAGGACUCUCAUCAGAUCCUCUUCUGAGCAAGCUCAGGUUUUUACCAAAGCUGAGAUCUGUGACCGUCAGCAAUUGUGGCUUAGGUGAAGAGUCCCUUUCAUCACUAGCUGAGGCUGCCCUUCACCUUCCUGAACUGGAGAUAUUAGACCUUUCUUGGAAUAAGUGCGUUGGUGGGAACCUAAAGCUGCUUUUGGGAGCACUAAAGCUUGCAACGGAGAUUCAAGUGUUAAGACUGAGCAGCUGUAACCUGGUGGCUGAAGAUUUGGCACUUCUCACAUCCCUGAGGCAAGAUGGCCAUUUAGCCAGAUUGCAGAAGCUGGAUUUGAGUUAUAACAACAACAUCUCUGACGAAGGCUGGGCUGUUUUCUGCCAAGGUUUAGGAGCAUUCAAGGAACUCUCAGAGCUGGAUGUGAGCCUCCGGCCAUCGUCCUGCCGGGACUGUGGGCCAUGGUUUGGGGAGUUGUUGGCAGCACUGACACAGCUGCCAGCCCUGGCAGAGCUGGCCAUGCAAAGAUGGGCCCUUUCAGAGUCCCAGAGGAAGCAAAUGGAAGGCUUUAAUCAAGACAACAAAAGAAACAUUCGUUUUGACUGUUGA